AUGGCCGCGUGCCCCGGGGCCGUCAUGCACACGUCCCCGGCGUCAAGUCCGCGCCGCUACAAGCGGUACCUCACAGAAGAGACUCUCGAGCGCAACCGGGAGCGGUCGAAAAAGUACUAUGCGCAAAACCGCGCCAAAGUGCUUGCAAAAUUAAAGUCGAAUUAUGCCAAGAAGCGCGAGGCCGAGACCGCUGCGUACUGCGAGAAGCACCGCGGGUUCUUCCUCAGCUACUUUCAAGUCGACCCGUUGGCGCCGACAAACAAGGACACGGAACCCCCGUCGUCACCACCCCACCCCACCACCACCCUCAAUGCGCUCGACCUGGCCUACAUUUUGAACUAG
Molecule: messenger RNA, 342 nt
Organism: Saprolegnia parasitica CBS 223.65
Lineage: Eukaryota; Oomycota; Saprolegniomycetes; Saprolegniales; Saprolegniaceae
Exons: 2
Coding region: 1-342 (113 amino acids)
Source: RefSeq, a predicted model, not a curated record